Messenger RNA from Zootermopsis nevadensis, 2908 nucleotides. Its product is annotated as Mitochondrial aconitase 1. The record is from RefSeq and is a predicted model, not a curated record. NCBI's taxonomy places the organism in Eukaryota, Metazoa, Arthropoda, Insecta, Blattodea, Termopsidae. Gene Ontology annotation, molecular function: 4 iron, 4 sulfur cluster binding; aconitate hydratase activity. Gene Ontology annotation, cellular component: mitochondrion; cytosol. Gene Ontology annotation, biological process: tricarboxylic acid cycle.
UGGAAAUGCACACCAAAUUUUCUUUUUCAAACACCAGAUUAAAUGUAGAUUGUUACGAUAGAUGGCAUGAUAGAUCAGUGACGUAGCGGGCUAUUGGCUUAUUUUUGGUCUUCUGCAGCCAUGGCGUACUGUACGCGAGUUUUGCAUCGCCAGGGCCCGUGGUUGUUUGCCCUAGAAAUCCAACAGCGAUGUUUCCAUGUAUCUCCACUGGCUGCAGCAGUCAGCAAGGUUGCCAUGAGCAAAUUUGACAAGGAGACACUCCCUUAUGAAAAGCUUCUGAAGAACUUGGAGAUUGUCAAAAAGAGAUUGAACCGACCUCUCACUCUGUCAGAGAAAGUUUUAUACUCGCACAUCGAUGAACCUGCAACGCAAGAAAUUGAGAGGGGGAAUAGUUACUUGAGGUUAAGGCCUGACAGGGUGGCCAUGCAGGAUGCUACGGCACAAAUGGCUAUGCUGCAGUUCAUCUCGAGCGGUCUACCACGAGUAGCGGUGCCUUCUACCAUCCACUGCGAUCAUCUUAUCGAGGCCCAGACAGGAGGUACAAAAGAUCUGGCACGCGCCAAGGACAUAAAUGAGGAAGUUUAUAAGUUUCUGGCUUCUGCCGGUGCUAAAUAUGGAGUCGGAUUCUGGAAGCCUGGUUCUGGAAUUAUCCAUCAGAUCAUCCUGGAGAAUUACGCAUUCCCCGGUCUUCUGAUGAUCGGUACUGAUUCUCACACGCCGAAUGGCGGUGGCUUGGGUUGUCUGUGUAUCGGCGUAGGUGGCGCCGAUGCUGUGGACGUUAUGGCAAGCAUUCCUUGGGAACUGAAGUGCCCUAAGGUGAUAGGUGUGAAGCUGACAGGGUCACUCAGUGGAUGGACGUCACCCAAAGACAUAAUCCUCAAGGUUGCUGGCAUCCUGACGGUCAAGGGGGGUACUGGCGCCAUUGUGGAAUAUCACGGUCCUGGCGUUGAUUCCAUCUCCUGCACAGGUAUGGCCACCAUUUGCAACAUGGGGGCAGAAAUUGGAGCUACCACGUCCCUGUUUCCUUACAAUUUGCGUAUGAGGGACUACCUCAAAUCCACUAGGAGAGAAGACGUUGCAAAUGAGGCUGAUAAAUAUGCAAAGAACCUUCUGACUGCAGAUGAAAAUGCCCCUUACGACCAGCUUAUUGAGCUUGAUCUAAACACCUUGGAGCCCCACAUCAAUGGCCCCUUCACCCCCGAUUUGGCCCAUCCCAUCUCAAAGGUUGGAAAAACUGCGACGGAGAAGGGUUGGCCUGUUGAGAUCAAAGUUGGUCUCAUUGGCAGCUGUACCAAUUCGAGCUAUGAGGACAUGGGUCGGUGUGCUAGCAUCGUUAAGCAGGCAUUGAAACACGGUCUGAAGUCAAAGAUUCCCUUCAAUGUGACCCCAGGAUCUGAACAAGUCAGGGCUACUAUUGAACGGGACGGAAUUGCUCAAACAUUAAGAGAUUUUGGCGGUACUGUCCUAGCCAAUGCUUGUGGUCCGUGCAUUGGACAGUGGGAUCGCAAGGACGUUAAAAAGGGCGAAAAGAAUACUAUCGUUACAUCGUACAACCGAAACUUCACCGGCCGUAACGAUGCCAAUCCAGCGACUCACGCAUUUGUGACAUCACCUGAGAUCGUGACAGCUCUGUCCAUUACAGGAACCCUGAACUUCGACCCAACAAAGGAUAAACUGAAGGGAUCAGACGGUAAGGAAUUCAUUUUGGAUUCACCAUAUGGAGAUGAGCUGCCAGCAAAAGGUUUUGAUCCCGGUGAGGAUACAUAUGAAGCGCCACCUGUAGAUGGCAAAAAGUUGAAAGUGGAUGUUGACCCUAAGAGCCAGCGAUUGCAGCUUUUGGAACCAUUUGAUGUUUGGGACGGAAAGGACCUCACAGACCUCACCAUUCUUAUUAAGGUUAAAGGAAAAUGUACGACCGAUCACAUUUCGGCAGCUGGACCUUGGCUUAAGUACCGUGGUCAUUUAGACAACAUUUCUAAUAAUAUGUUUAUUGGUGCAACAAAUUAUGAAAAUAAUGAGAUGAAUAAGAUUAGAAACCUGCAAACAAAUGAAUGGGGAUCAGUUCCUGAGGUAGCACGAGCGUAUAAGAAAUCCGGUAUUAAAUGGGUGGCUGUUGGAGAUGAAAACUAUGGGGAGGGCAGCAGUCGCGAGCAUGCUGCUCUGGAACCCAGACAUCUUGGUGGCCGUGCCAUUAUCGUCAAGUCUUUUGCCCGUAUUCACGAGACAAAUCUGAAGAAGCAGGGUCUUCUACCCCUGACAUUUUCAAACCCCUCAGAUUAUGACAAGAUCCAACCCUCUGAUAAGAUAUCUUUACUCGAUCUGAAAAGUCUUGCACCCGGAAAGCCAGUCAAGGCAGAAAUUAAACAUACUGACGGCAAAGUAGAAGGUAUCUCCUUGAACCACACGAUGAACGAACAGCAAAUAGAUUGGUUCCGUGCCGGAAGUGCCCUGAAUCGCAUGAAACAGAUUGCUGCAGGAAAGUAAGCACUGUUGCUUUAUUAUAGGUAAGCAUUAGAGAAACUCUGCUGGUGAAACUCCUUGCCAUGUUUCCCACUCAUCUAACUGAAGCAUCACAUCAGAUUUACAGUGGAUCUUGUAAUAAUGAUGUAGAAUGCUGCGGGAAUUGACGGCUGGUGAAGACACAAAUAAGGUUAAAUUUUUACUUAAUCUUAUUGCUGGACGUCAGUGUUUAUACCGAUUGCCUUUUAGUUAAUGUGAUUAUACUUGAUGAUUAUUACAUCACCAACGGAAGAGCUUUUGAUGAAAUUCAUAGGUGAAAUUAAAUUGUGGUAUAAUAUUAACUUAGGAAUUCAGCAGAAUAUCAUGUAGAUGAUCCAUAUUACAAUAUUAGAGCAUAGAAAUUUUACUCAUGACUCAGCUGCAGUGGUUUACAGGGGACGACGGAAUU